AGUGCUUGAGGCUUCAUCGCACAGCUGUGAGCAGUUCCUGAGCGAUCUGGCAUGGAGAGGAUGUCUGUGACUGAAGUAUGUGCUGGCAUCCAGCUGCCCGGACAUCUGCACACCCCUGAGUCCCUUCAGUAUGCCCAGGACUUCCACUUUAAGGAAGGAGAUGUGGUCAUUGUGACCUAUCCCAAAUCAGGCACAACAUGGAUGCAGGAGAUCUUGACGCUGAUCUACAGCCAAGGCGAUACAGAGAUUGCCAUGACUGUACCGAACUGGGAGCGGGCCCCAUGGCUGGAACAUAUAUAUUUCAAAGAUACCUUAAAGGAAGGCGAGGGCCCCAGAAUCAUCACCACACAUCUCCCUAGUAAUAUCCUGGCUCCAGCACUGCAAAACUCCAAAGCUAAAGUCAUCUAUGUUGCCAGGAAUCCGAAGGAUGUGGCGGUUUCCUUUUACUAUUUCCACAAGAUGGCCAAAUUCCUCCCAGAUUUUAACACCUUCUCUGAAUUCCUAGACGUGUUCCUGGAGGGCAAAGUGCACUACGGGUCUUGGUUUGAUCAUGUGAAGGGCUGGUACAGGCAAAAAAACAACAUGGACUUUUUCUACAUCACAUAUGAAGACUUACAGAAGGAUUUGAGAAGAAGUAUAAAGAAGCUGUGCGGGUUUUUGGGCUGCCCCAUGUACACUGAAGAGGUGGAUAAGGUGGAGUGUCAUUGUCGGUUCCCUGAGAUGAGCCAGAACGUGAUGGUGAAUUACAUGCUGAUCCCCAAGGAGAUCAUGAACCACGAUCAGAGCAAAUUCAUGAGGAAGGGUAUAGUGGGCGACUGGAAACAACACAUGACGCCAGAGCAAAGUGACGCCUUCGAUAAGACUUUCCAGGAGAAGAUGUCCGGCUGUAACCUUCAAUUUCUCUGGAAUUUAGACUGAACAAAAGACAAAUUAGUUCUGGGACUGCGCUUGUUCUGGAGCUCUUCAAAUAUUUACACAGG
Nanorana parkeri is the source of this 980-nucleotide messenger RNA. Its product is annotated as sulfotransferase family cytosolic 2B member 1-like. Gene Ontology annotation, molecular function: sulfotransferase activity. The coding region runs from base 52 to 918 and encodes 288 amino acids. The transcript has 6 exons. The record is from RefSeq and is a predicted model, not a curated record. Gene Ontology annotation, biological process: sulfation. Gene Ontology annotation, cellular component: cytoplasm. NCBI's taxonomy places the organism in Eukaryota, Metazoa, Chordata, Amphibia, Anura, Dicroglossidae.